Messenger RNA from Candidozyma auris, 456 nucleotides. It is a transcript of the gene RPS13, whose product is annotated as 40S ribosomal protein uS15. The transcript is spliced from 2 exons. Gene Ontology annotation, cellular component: nucleolus; cytosolic small ribosomal subunit; ribosome. Lineage: Eukaryota; Fungi; Ascomycota; Pichiomycetes; Serinales; Metschnikowiaceae. Bases 1 to 456 code for a protein of 151 amino acids. The record is from RefSeq and is a predicted model, not a curated record. Gene Ontology annotation, molecular function: small ribosomal subunit rRNA binding; structural constituent of ribosome. Gene Ontology annotation, biological process: translation.
AUGGGUCGUAUGCAUUCUUCUGGUAAGGGUAUCAGCUCUUCUGCCAUUCCAUACUCUAGAAACGCUCCUUCUUGGUUCAAGUUGUCCUCUGACGAGGUUGUUGAGCAGAUCAUCAAGUACGCCAGAAAGGGUUUGACUCCUUCUCAGAUUGGUGUUAUCUUGAGAGACGCUCACGGUGUUUCCCAGGCUAAGGUCGUCACCGGUAACAAGAUCUUGAGAAUCCUCAAGUCCAACGGUUUGGCUCCUGAGAUCCCAGAGGACUUGUACUUCUUGAUCAAGAAGGCUGUUUCCGUGAGAAAGCACUUGGAGAGAAACAGAAAGGACAAGGACUCCAAGUUCAGAUUGAUUUUGAUCGAAUCCAGAAUCCACAGAUUGGCCAGAUACUACAGAACCGUUGCUGUCUUGCCACCAAACUGGAAGUACGAGUCCGCCACCGCUUCUGCCUUGGUCAACUAA